AGCAGGAUAAAGUGAUAACAAAGAGACAACAGAAAAUUAAAAAUGAAAAAGAUACUAUUCAUAAUGUUUUACCUUCAAGAUUUAUGUGAUUCGCUACCGUUAGCACAAAAACAGAAAGUUCUUACAUAUUCUAUUCCUGAAAAUAGAUCGUUGAAAAAGCUCCUCGGUUACAAUGAAGACACAUAUCUUAAUUUCACUGAAUUGACGACAAAAUAUAACUAUACCUACGAAGAACAUACUGUAAUUACUGAAGAUGGUUAUAUUCUAACAGUUUACCGAAUUCCGUCCACAUGUAAAGGAAUUUCAAUAUAUUUACCCGUUGUAUUAGUGCAUGGGCUAUAUGACAGUUCAGAUGCAUGGAUUCUAAGUGGUCCAAAAGAUGGCUUGGCUUAUAUUCUUGCUGAUAAUUGUUAUGACGUUUGGAUACCAAACACCAGAGGGAACAGAUAUUCUAGAAAGCAUAUUUUUCUGGAUCCAGACAAAGAUAUAGAAUACUGGAACUUUUCUUUUGAUGAACAAGGAAAUUAUGAUGUGCCUGCGGUUAUUGACUACGUACUUAAUGUGACUAGUGAAUCGAAAUUAUUUUAUAUUGGACAUUCUCAAGGUACGACUGACUUUUUUAUAAUGGCAUCAUUGCGACCAGAAUACAACAGUAAGAUCUAUCUUUCAGUACAACUUGCGCCAAUUGCUUGGUUUAAAUAUAUCAACAGUCCUAUUUUAAAGUUUAUUGCUCAAUUUUCACCAAUACUUAAGUCGUAUUUUGAUGCUUUUGGAGUCGGUGAAUUAUUAGCAAGAGGUCAACUAAUACAUAUAAUAGUUGAAUAUCUUUGUCAGAUUGCACCGCAAGAAGUUUGUGGCACUGCGUUAGGACUGACAACGGGUUUAGUGAAGGAUUCCAUACGUUCAAGUACACUUUCUGUAGCAUUUGGACAUCUACUUGUCGGUGUAUCUGCGAAAACAUUAGCUCAUUUUGGACAGUUAAUACUAUCAAAGAAAUUUGAACGUUACAACGAAGGUAAAAUUGGUAAUCUCAAAAGAUACGGCACAGAAAAAACACCGGAGUAUAACGUUACAAAUAUCUCAUCACCAGUACUUUUAAUUUGCAGUCAAAAUGAUUGGGUCUCAUCAUUGAAGGACGCUAAUGAAUUAAGUUCAAGACUAUCGAACUUGGUAGAGGCGUACAUCGUGCCAAACAUAUAUUGGAGUCACAAUAACCAUUUAUGGGGGAAAGAUGCGCAAAAAUUAGUAUUUAAGAAGAUACUUGAUUAUCUUCAUAGAUACAGUAACAACGAGAACUAACUACACACCAAAAUUUCUAGUUAUUAAGUUAGUGCUUCAAACCAAAUAUUGUAUAAUAAGUGAUAACUAAAUAUUAAAUUGUAUGAAAAUUAUAAUAUUACUAUAUGAUAAUGAUAGGAAUAAUGUAAUCUUGGGAACCCUACCGUGCGACCGCAGCUAUUUGGGGUCGAUUUUUUAUAUUAUUUAGUUUUAUUUUUAG
Molecule: messenger RNA, 1498 nt
Organism: Papilio xuthus (Asian swallowtail)
Lineage: Eukaryota; Metazoa; Arthropoda; Insecta; Lepidoptera; Papilionidae
Product: lipase 1
Exons: 1
Coding region: 43-1299 (418 amino acids)
Biological process (GO): lipid metabolic process
Molecular function (GO): hydrolase activity, acting on ester bonds
Source: RefSeq, a predicted model, not a curated record